AUGAAGCCCUUUCCCUGGCCAGGCUGGCUAUCUCUCCAGAGCUCUGGAGUCCUUGGAUUCCUCCAGUGGGACUCGGACCUGAUUUGGGCUCUGGAUUCAUUUGAGUGUGGCAGUGGAAAAAACGUGCAGCUGAGUGGAUAUUGCUAUAGCUCGAAACUUUUUGAAGUCCAUGUCUCACCUGAACCGUCCAUUCAUCUUCAGGCCAUCAUGAGCUCUAGGAAGCACAGGAGAUCGCAGAAGUGCUCAUUCAGUGAAAACCAUAACAUGAAAAUUGACCACUAUUUUUCUAAGGUUUCUAAAGAACAACAGAAUAAUUCCAAUACUUCUCAAAUGAAAAUGAAAUGCAGAGAAGGCCUGAGAGAUGUAACUAACACCCAGGCUCAAAGAGUCCUUUCCCCUAGGAAAAAUCCAGAAGACCAGACUGUGCCACCAAAUAAGGUAAUCCAUGUUACCUUGGAUGUAAACCACAGGAAAAACAAAAAAAUGAAACAUGUGCUCACACAUAAUGAGAAGGGUAGUUUAUAUAUGGCUCUCAACACUCUUCAGGCUGUCAGUGAAACAAUAGAAAUUCACCAAGGCCAUGAAAUGCUGGUUUGUGGCACAGAAGGAGUAGAAGGGUACUUAAACCUUGGAAUGCCCCUCAGUUGUUUUCCUAAAAUCAGCCAUGUUACUAUUACAUUUUCCAAUAGUAAAAGUAAGGAGAAGGAAGGUAACCAAGUAUUUGGCCGGCAUGAUGAAGUAUCAACUGACUGUGUUAAAUUUUACAUUCAUGCAGUUGGGAAGAGGAUAAAAAAGAUUGUUAAAUGUGGGCAACUUCACAAAGAAGGGUACAAGCUCUGUGUCUAUGCUUUCAGAGGAGAAACCAUCAAGGAUGCUCUGUGCAAGGAUGGCAGAUUUCUCUCUUUUCUGGAGAGUAAUGAUUGGAAACUCAUUGGAAACCUGGACUCCAUUUUAGAAAACACCCAGGCAGUUGACGAAUUAGAGGGCAAGCUCUUUCAGGUUGAGGCUGAGAAAAGAAUGAGUCCCAGGACGGCAACAGCUCAAAAUUCUGAGUCAGAGAAACGAAAUAUCUGUGUGUUAAGAGAACAAAUUGUGGAUCAGUACCCCAGUUUGAAAAGAGAAAGUGAAAAAAUCAGGGAAAACGUCCAGAAAAUAAUGAAAGUAAGAAAGGGGAACAUUUCAUUAUUUAACGUGCAUAAAACCCAUUUUGGGAAAGUAACAAAAAACUCUAUUUCGGUUAAACUAGCAAAACUUCUUUCAAAGCUCAGCGACUCAGUUGGGUACUUAUUCUGGGACAAUAAUGGAAAUAGGGGUUCUGCCACCUGCUUUGUUUUGAGGGGAUUGUUCAUUUUAACUUGUCAGCAUGUAGUAAGUUUAAUUGUAGGAGAAGGAAUAGAGAUGAGUAAAUGGGCAGACAUAAUGGGUCAGUGUGUAAGGGUGACAUUUACUUAUGAAGAUCAUACUGAAGAAGAAAAUAACUGCUUUUUUAUUGAACCCUGGUUUGAAAUAGCUGAUGCAGAUCUUGACUAUGCUGUUAUGAAACUGAAGGAAAAUGGACAACAAGUGCCCGGGGGACUCUAUAAUGGAAUCACGCCUGCAACGCUUAGUGGGUUGAUAUAUAUUAUUGGCCAUCCAAAUGGAGAAAAGAAGUCUAUUGAUGCUUGUGCUGUGGUCCCUCAGGGUCUGCGAGAAAAGAAAUGUCUGGAAUAUGUUCAGGCUGGUAAAGCAGAAAGCACACAGUAUAUCCAUAUGUAUACUCCGAGAAGUUUCGAUAAUAUAGUUCACAACCCGUAUGUGAUCACUUAUGACACCAGUUUUCACUUUGGGGCUUCAGGCUCCCCAGUGUUUGAUUCAGUUGGUUCGCUGGUGGCCAUCCAUACGGCUGGCUUCCCUUGUAUGUACCAAAACAACAUUUCCAGUAUUAUUGAGUUUGGCUCCAUUAUGCAAUCUGUUCUCCUUAACAUUCGGCACAAACAUGGAUUGUGGUAUGAAAUAGCAUUUAUAAAUCAGCAGGAUGUAGAAAUGAUGAGUGAUGUGGAUUGA
Carlito syrichta (Philippine tarsier) is the source of this 2043-nucleotide messenger RNA. It is a transcript of the gene FAM111A, whose product is annotated as family with sequence similarity 111 member A. NCBI's taxonomy places the organism in Eukaryota, Metazoa, Chordata, Mammalia, Primates, Tarsiidae. The record is from RefSeq and is a predicted model, not a curated record. Bases 1 to 2043 code for a protein of 680 amino acids. The transcript has 3 exons.